Messenger RNA from Osmerus eperlanus (European smelt), 2199 nucleotides. It is a transcript of the gene mpnd, whose product is annotated as MPN domain containing. The transcript is spliced from 13 exons. Gene Ontology annotation, molecular function: protein binding; metallopeptidase activity. Bases 493 to 1884 code for a protein of 463 amino acids. The record is from RefSeq and is a predicted model, not a curated record. NCBI's taxonomy places the organism in Eukaryota, Metazoa, Chordata, Actinopteri, Osmeriformes, Osmeridae.
GCUCUUGCGAUAUCGUGCAACCCUAUCACUAGCAUUGAGUGACACUCACUCCCGGAAGCAUGUAUUGACUAAUGGCCGAACUAUAGUAUUUUGUCAUCAUUCAACGUAGGCUAUUAAUAGUAUAUAUUUUUCCUCUAUUUCCACUCCUUAAUGGAUACCGCGUGGAAAGCGAGGGGUGGUCAAAUAGACAAUACGAGUUGAGCAGAAGCGUUUAGGGGCAGUUCCUGCCGGAGAGAAUGACAAGGACGGGAGAGAGGGAGAGAGAAAGGGGAGGGGAAUUGACAUUAAAGCAACACAACAAGGAAACUACACUGCAGACACUAGACGCCUUCAUUUUAUGUUUAUGUAUAAUAGAUGUGCCAACUGAAGAAUUGUGGUCCAGCCAAUCUGCCUCUUUAAAAAAUACAUUCUUAGCACAGCUUCGAAGUGCCCCGAACAGAGAACGUUUUGACGAAGUUGGAUAUUAAGCCGCUUUCCGACGCUUUCAGACAUAUGGGCUCCGAGCCGGCCCUGUCUCCACAGGUGGUGGGGGAAGGGGGAGAGGAGGAAGAGGAGGACCUCAGUGGAGGAGAGGAAGCAGACCUGAGGAACUGUUCGGGUCGAGGCUCCCUGUUGACCAGGAGGGGAAUCACCCUCCGAGUUCUGCUGAAGGAUGGACUGGUGGAGCCAGGGGAUGGGGUGCUGUCCAUACACUACCUGGGUAAAAAGUUUGUUGGUGACCUGCUGAACGAUGGCAAGAUCCGCUGGGUGGAGACGGGCCAGAUCUUCAACUCGCCCAGCGCCUGGGCCACCCACUGCAAGAGGCUGGUCAACCCCGCCAAGAAGUCCGGCUGUGGCUGGGCAUCGGUACGGUACCGUGGCCAGAAGCUGGUCCAGUACAAAACCAGCUGGCUGCACAAGUACCAGCCCAGCGCAGACAUGAGCCUGAUAAGCGAGGGAGAGGAUGACGACCUGGGCGAUGAGGAGGAGGAGGAGGGGAAGGCAGUGGUCGUGCCAGACGAGAAGAACAAGAAGACCAAACCUGAGUUGCAUGACGUCAGCCUGCUGCCCAGGAGAGGAGACAGGGAGAGGAUCCCGGUUCGAUACUGCACCCUGGGGACCAGGGAUGCGGCCAGGGACCCACACACUCUGGUAGAGUUAUCAGCCUUCUCUGCCAUAAACCGCUUCCAGCCGUUCAACGUAGCCGUCUCCAGUAACGUACUUCUACUCAUGGACUUCCACUGUCACCUGACUACCAGCGAGGUAGUCGGCUACCUGGGAGGACGCUGGGACACCAACACGCAACUGCUGACGGUUCUGAGGGCAUUCCCUUGCAGAACGCGGCUAGGAGACAGAGAGGCAGCAUCGGCCGUGGAGGAGGAGAUCUGCCAGAACCUGUUCAUGCGAGGGCUGUCAUUGGUGGGCUGGUACCACAGUCACCCGCGUGGCCCCGCCCUGCCCUCCCUCCAGGACAUCGACUCCCAGAUGGACCACCAGCUCCGUCUGCAGGGCAGCAGCAACGGCUUCCAGCCCUGCCUGGGCCUCAUCUGUGGUAGGGUCUGGGGUCCGUACUACCAUGGCAACCAGGGUGUAGCAUCCACCAUCACACCUUUCUGGGUGGUGCCCCCCCCGGAGCAACGUCCUAACGAUUAUGGGAUACCGGUGGCGGUGGAGGUGACCUACGUUCAGGACAACUUCCUCACCAGUGAUGUUCUCAACGAGAUGAUGCUGCUGGUGGACUUCUACAGAGCUGCUCCAGAUCUUGUCCAGUUCCAGCAGUACUGGUGUCCAGACACCACAAUGAUGGACAAGAUCAAGGGCUCCCUGAGUGGCCACGCCCCCAAGGAUCAGGCCUACUCUCAGAUCCUGGAGCACGUAUGCAGCCAGCUGACAAACACACACUGAGACCCCUCGCAGACUGUGUGUGUGGCCUUUCACUUUUGGACCUUUUACAUGUGUGUGUGUGUAUGUUGAUGUACACUGGCCUUCUACUAGUGGACUUGUGUGUGUUUCUGUCCUGGACAUUAGAGAUUUUUACUGUAGCUGAAUGUGGAACGGCUCUCUGUGUGUGUCGACCUCGGAAAGAGGGAUCUUCCUCCUUCUCCUCUUCCUCCCUGUUCUCCGUGAAACCUUACUGUAGUCUGACACUUGGAGGUGAGCGAAGACGACAAUGCCUUCUAACUGCUGAGGAAACUAUGAAUUAAACACACUGGAACUGUU